AUGUUUCCGCGUCGUUCUCGUUCAAAAACGCCUGGAGGGAAUGCAAAAGAAGGACUUUACGUGCAGACGUUUAAGCCUCUUCCUUCGAUUCAUAGUAAACAACGAAUUAAUGUAUGCAUAAAUUUUUGUUUUGUUUACAAUAGGUUUUAUUAUUGUUUGUCCUUUUUUGGCCUGUAGAGCCCAUAAAUAGCGUUUAAACGGGGAAUGGUGUGUCUCUCCUUAUUUUCAAUACUAUUUUUAGUUACCUGACAAGUUUAUGUAAAUAAGGGUUGAUGGGGGGUAUUUUUCUCUACAGAGCACCUUUUGUUGUUUUCCCAUACCUGUCCACUCUCAAAAGGGGAAGGAAAUUGACCAGUGCCCGGUUGGGGUUAGGGAAGAGUCCCUUCCUUGCCCUGGUAUGGCUGUUUCCUUU
Messenger RNA from Meloidogyne enterolobii, 412 nucleotides. The record is from the annotation of a GenBank genome assembly. NCBI's taxonomy places the organism in Eukaryota, Metazoa, Nematoda, Chromadorea, Rhabditida, Meloidogynidae.